Molecule: messenger RNA, 615 nt
Organism: Cylindrotheca closterium
Lineage: Eukaryota; Bacillariophyta; Bacillariophyceae; Bacillariales; Bacillariaceae
Source: the annotation of a GenBank genome assembly
AUGGCAAAUUCAAAACACCAGAGAUCAAUCCAGUUCGACCCAAACGUCACAGGGGUCGGGACUAUCAGCCUUGAUGAUUAUACACCCCGCGAGAUCGCAGCAACAUGGUACGAUGAGGAAGCAAUGGACAGCAUCACAAGACGCUGUGUCAGGAUACUCAAGAGAAUGGAAACCAAUGAUCUCAAACAAGGUGACAAGAAGUAUUGCACUCGGGGCCUUGAGGGUCACACCACACUAGGCUCCAUCAACAAGAGGAGGAGCAGAUCAGCUGCAGUCGCAGCAGUACUCGAAGAACAAGCCCGACAGCGGGACGAAAGCGCAGAGAUAGAUGCGCAAGCCAUUGCUGAUGCCUACACAAGAACGACAUCGAGUUGCCAAAUGUGGGCUCGCGUCAUGGGCAAUCGUGACCAAGUGGCGGCUGAAGCAUUCCUCUACCAAGCUGAUGACGACGACUGCAAAGGAGCUGUCACUAGAUCGGCAGCUACUCCAACUUCAAGAACCAAAUCAAGGAAAGAGCUCAAUCUUGCGAGCCCUCAUCAAAUCGGGCUGAUAUCAGAUACAAGUAUUGUUGGUGAACAUGUUCCGCAGCCAACUGUAAGAGCGGCGGCCGCGUAG